Messenger RNA from Prorocentrum cordatum, 2931 nucleotides. The record is from the annotation of a GenBank genome assembly. NCBI's taxonomy places the organism in Eukaryota, Dinophyceae, Prorocentrales, Prorocentraceae.
GACUAUGUGGAUCCGAUGCAGUCCGACCUCCUGUGCGAGAUCCAGAACAUCACGAGCCAGGUAUACGUGGGGCCCGACAGGAAUCCAGCCAUGGUGCAGAAGGAGAUGUUCUGCAAGACCAUCAAGCGCAUCCAGGUCGACUCCUACCCCAACCGCGUCUUCUACGUGGCUGAAGAUAGGCCCAUCCCUAAGGACAUUUUCUUUUCGGCGGAGUACAGGGAAUUCCUGGGCCCCGCGAUCGACGCCGCCGACGCUGGCCACCCCCCCCAGGCGAUCGCCCGUCUGAGGCUGAAAACAGCCAAGUGCGUGCUUGCACCCGUGGGGUCGCCCCUCACGGACAUCCUGGAGGCGAAAAUCAAAAACUGGCUGGUCAACAACAUCCCCGACUGGAAUGGUUUCGAGGCGGCGCCGGCGGCCAUGCAUUUGGGCCUCUGGAUUGGGCCAGGCGCGUCUUCCGAGCCCUGGGCCACCCGUCAGCUGAAGCAUUUCCUUGUGCACGUUGGCGUCGCGAGAGCGAGUUCGGAGAUCGCUUGCCGCACGCGCAACCGCCAAUGCAUUGCAGUGCUCUCGUACCCGGCCCAGCGCUUGCACUUGCCGCCCACGUUCCAAGAGAAGAAAUGUACCCAUUUCUCUCAGAUAUUCCACAUGCCCCACUCCCGUCUCAAACAUGCAGACUGGAUUCAGUUGGAGAAGUGGCGCGGCCCGAAGUUGACGAGCACGCAAGCGCUGAGUCCGGCGUCGCUGAUGAGAGCGGGCCUAUUCACAUUCAACGCGUGGCAGCCUGCCAUGCAGGAGCUAGCGGAAAGUACUGACGCAUGCUUGUCUCUGCCAGCCAUCGCCAGGGGCAAGCUCUCCGCCGACUUCUGGAAGGGGAUAGCGCCCCAUAAGAUGGGGUCCCUCGCGCUCUGGCACAAUAUUGAGUCCUACGUGACAGGGCCCCACUCCCACACGAUAUGUUCGCUCUUCGAGCUCGUAUUCCUUGGCCUUGGUAAGCCUCUUCCUACCGACCCGCUGCACGCUUGUACCACGCAAAUGUGCGAGCUGCUUGGAGCUCGGCUGGAGGUCGAACAGCCUCUGCCGCAACUGGCCAUCUUGCUUUGCGAGCCGUCAGCGACGGAGACGACCACGGGGCCCACGAAGGUCGACCCUGCAGCACUUCUUGAGCAGCUUGCCUCCCUUCCGCAGUUCACCAAGGAGGUCAACACGUUACGUCAGGCGCAAGAGAGGCACAAGGAGAGCCAGGUGGUGCAGGUGUCUCCCCAGGAGUUCUAUACGAUGUCCGCGAAGGAACUCAAGUGGGAGGCGGACGCCCUCGAGAGGGCUUCCAAGGCAGAGCUCGAGGCGGAGCACAAGUUGGAGGUCGCCAGGGAGGCCACGAAGUGUUUGGCCCUGGAGCACGCCAGAGCCAAGAAGGAGCAUGCGGACGCGGUGACACGCGUGGCGGCGGAGGCCAACAUCCAUCAUGUCCCGCAGGGCUACACGUCGGACGGGAAGCGCGCGGUCUUCGCGGUGGACGACACGCUCUUCCAGGACAUCGGCGCUUCCGACGAAGAAGAGCAGCGGGUCUUACGGGCCCUGGAGGCCACGAUCAAGGAGAAGUGCGACCAGGACCAGCGAGGGGAGGCGAAGCGCACCGAGCAGUCGAACGAGGACUCCCCCGAGUUGCUGGCGGCAGCAGAAGCGGACAGAGCAGCGGCAUUGGAGCCUGAGCGCAAAAGGAUCGCGAACAAUGCCAAGGCUUGCGGCAAAGGGCCGAAUGAGAAGACCCUGGUCAGACUGGCGUCCUUCCUUAGCAUGGUCAAGGAGCCCUGGUUGGUGAUUUUCGACUGGAACACGCAUCCUUCUGAGUGGGCAACGACAUCCUGGCUGGAGAGGCUGGGCGCUCAGGUCAUCAUUCCAUCCAACGGCGAAGUUACGUGCAACAGGGGUCGCGGCACGCUCAUCGACUACGCGAUCGCGAAGCGCGGGAUCCCGACAGCCAUGAAGCUAUCAAUCGCGCCCGAGGUAACCUUGAAGACCCACGCAGGACUGGCGCAGGAGGUUAAGGACAGCGGGGAGGAGAGCGCCCCCUCCAACAUUGAUCACGAGGCCUGGGAGCAGGCGCGGAUGCUAGAGAAGACCCAGGCACCAUUCCUGGAGGAAAAGCGGGAGCCUGUCCCGCACUUUCUCCCGGAUAGGGACAUGCCAGCCAGGGGCAGGUUGGCGCCCAGCUACGCGGACUGGGCGACGACGCCCGAGGAGGCCACCAUCAUCACGCACAAGCUCGAGCAGCAGGAGGCCGACAUGGUCAGGGGCAGAGCCAAGGGCUAUGCGUGCAGGUGGGAGCGGACGCGCGCGACCCCCGAUCGCCUUCACUUGCGAGACCCAGUGGCAGAGUGGUGGAAUAUAUGCAGUACUCUCAUCAAGCGAGCGGGAGUACUACGGCAGUCUCAACGAAUUUCCGGUUUACAAGUGGUCUUCAGCAAGAUCGAAAACCUGAUGGGCAUUAAUAACAUUACGGACAUGUUGGCGAUUUUCCACAACGAGGGCAAGUUCAAGUGUUGGUUAGGCAUGGUCACCAUGAUUUCAGGCGAAUCAGAGUUCCCAGCAGUGGGUGAUUCGCACGUGGAAGACUACUCCAGGAGUAAUCCACAGGAGCGCGAGCUGAUCACGGCAGAGCAGAUAUACGAGGCAACAGCAAGCAUGAAUGCGAAGAAAUCGAAGGGCAUAGACGUAAUGGGGCCAGUGGAGGUUCAGAGGCUACCACGGGCAGGACCUGGACGCCGCUUAACAACGUCAUUGGCGAUGGUAUACGGCAAUAAGGAUCCAGCCAAGUCGCUGAAGAUGUGGCUGAAGAUGCGGUGCCCAGGGAGCUGCGCGGGCUCCGGCGACUGGGCGCUGAACGUGGUGGUGACGACAGGGGGCCAGUGGCCUCGUGAGAGGUUGCUUCAG